Messenger RNA from Lagopus muta (rock ptarmigan), 2919 nucleotides. RefSeq names its product angiotensin II receptor type 2 (gene AGTR2). NCBI's taxonomy places the organism in Eukaryota, Metazoa, Chordata, Aves, Galliformes, Phasianidae. The transcript has 3 exons. The coding region runs from base 1784 to 2902 and encodes 372 amino acids. Gene Ontology annotation, molecular function: angiotensin type II receptor activity. Gene Ontology annotation, biological process: inflammatory response; immune response; blood vessel diameter maintenance. The record is from RefSeq and is a predicted model, not a curated record. Gene Ontology annotation, cellular component: membrane.
CCCUGACAGCAGCACUGUCGUGCUAAAGACCAAGACCCAGGAACUGGACUGUGUUAGUUCACAUUUUUGAAGCGUGCACAGUUGAUCAGAAGUUGCUACUUGAAUAGUGGACUACACUGUGGAUGAUAGAUGAAGGACAGAGGAAGAUCUUUCAGCAGCCGUUUGCAUGCAAAAGAAUUAGCAGCAAGAACUCCUAGCUGAGAGCGUCCUGUCACAUAUGGUUGGUAAAAUAUUUAAAGGAUUUGGGUAAAAGUGAGUGCCGACAGCUCUUGUCACUCUUAGAGCCUGUAGUCCUUCAGACCUGUGGCAGGGUGUGUGAGAGGAGGGUUGGCUGCACUUCAUUUGCUCUGCAGCAGGGCGUGCAUCUGUUGCAUUUGUACAUCCGAUGUGCUCCAGCUGACGUGGUUUGUGGAUGUUUGGUUUGAAAAAAGGAUGGAGUUCUUAGAACAUGCGUUUAAUGCCCCUUCAGAAAGCUACUGUCUCCCAGCACUGGUUGUGGUAUGUUGGAACUGAAUGCAAAUUUUUUGUCUUAAAGCUUAUUAGUUAAGUCUUGACUUUUUCAGCCCCUGAGCUAUUAUGGGUAUUAUCAUUUGCAAGGGCAAUCAUUGGGGCACUGCAUGGGGGGCAUUGUGUGGCUGCUUUCACCUGGCAAGUGCAGCCUGCCUGCAGAGCACAACGCCCAUCUACCCCAGUAUGUACCCCAGUAGAUGGGCUGCUGCUGCAGAGAUCACAUUCAGAGUACAAAAUGUUUAAGGCUAACGGAUGAUUCCUUUGCCUCACUUUUUAUUCUUCUGCAGUCCUCUGGGACAAGGCAGGAACUUUUAGAGGGAGCCUGGGGUCAGGCAGAGAAUGAGAGGUGAGGACGAAGCAGAUGGAAGAACUCAACUUUGCGUGGAUGGGAAGUAAAUAUGACUUCACAGUCUUGCUGAUCUGCUAACUUUGAUCAUGCAUUCCCUCACGGCAGCCUCAGAUCCAAACUUUUCUCUGCCACGUGGAAUUUUCCUGCUGCCCUCUUCCUUCCGAACAGUUUGUGCAUCAUUUCAAGGGCUUGGACAGCAUCUUUCUCAUGCCGCUAACUGGGAGACAGGGUCAGCGCCCUUACACAAGAAAUGCUGGUGUGGAUGCUGUGAUGUUCCUCUGCUUUCUGCCUCUGGAUGUUCACACUGCAGUCAGUUCUGCCAGCACUAACAGCCUAUUCAUCUCUCAAGUGUGACAGCAAGUACCGGGACUCCAUACAGUGUGUGGGAAUCCCCUUGCCUGCAGAAAAGCACCAAUCCUUGCACUCAGGCUCACAUGUGUUUCAUCUUCAAUGGGGGGUGGAGGUGGGGCAGAAGGGAGCUGUGUCUGAGCAUAUUCUCCUGACCCAAAUGCUGCUGGAGAAACCCGCAGUGUUACUUAUGUGGAUUUCCUUUUUCUUGCUUGCUUUUUUUUCUUUUCUUUUUUUUUUUUCUUGUUCCUCUCUCCUGAUUUACUGCAUUUGCUCACGUGGCUUUGGAAAGGGGGGUUCUGAAGGCGUUUUGCUUCCAAAAGGAAAAGGAGCUGGCAAGCAUUCAUAUUUUACUUCUCAAGUUAUGUAGGGUAAAGUCUCCCAGUGGGAAAAGGGGAGAUAUAAGAGAGCAGAGAGCUGGUGGUGGUACUUGCCAGAAGGAAAACGACAAAGAGGAGUGUGUAACUCUGGAGCUACAUCCAGACCAAAGUGAAGUUUCAGAGGUGAGCGAUGUGACAGCAAAGUGCUGAUAGCACAUGCAUUUCCUACAGAACCUCCCUUUCUGCCAGAACCAACAUGCAGAGCAACUACUCCAUGCUCAUCACCACCAGGGAAACUCUCCAGAUCUUCUAUACAGCACAGGCAAACUCAUCGGCUGCGUUGCGCUCACCGCCUCCCUGCCCACUGACCUCUUCCAAUUACCAGUUUUCAUUAAUUCCAGCAUUCUUCUCUGUGGUUUUUGCUCUGGGUUUGGUUGGCAAUAGCGUGGUGGUUGUGGUGCUCUGUCAUCGCAGCAGCCCCAAAACAGUUGCUAAUAUCUACAUUUUUAACUUGGCUAUGGCGGAUCUGCUGUGUCUCGCCACCCUUCCCUUCUGGGCUGCCUAUUAUGCGCAGGGGUACAACUGGAUCUUUGGAUCUCUCAUGUGCAAAAUCUCCAGUUCUGUCCUGUGUCUGAACAUGUUUGCAAGCAUAUUUUUCAUUACAUGCAUGAGCGUGGACCGGUACCAUGCGAUUGUCCAUCCUAUUCGCUCCCAAAGAAGGACUCCACAUCAGGCGUAUUUUAUCGCAUUGGUUGUGUGGGGCCUUGCCUGUUUGUCCUCCCUCCCAACUUUUUAUUUCCGUGACACACACUACAUUAAAAGCAUGGAGGUGAAAGCAUGCAUUAUGGCAUUUCCUCAUGAGAGUUACGCAGAGUGGUCUGUGGGAACAGCCUUCCUGAAAAAUGCACUCGGCUUCUUCAUCCCCUUGACGGUGAUCACCACGUGCUACGUCUGCAUCAGGAGGCACUUGAUAAAAGCACAGGAGUUUGGCAAAAACAAGCAGAAGAGGGACAGAGUCCUAAAGCUGGUGGCUGCUGUUGUUGUGGCCUUCUUAAUUUGCUGGCUCCCAUUCCACAUUUUGACGUUUUUGGAUGCCCUGGCUCAUAUGAACAUCAUUGACAACUGUGAUGUGACAGGAAUCAUUGACACAGCACUGCCAUUUGGCAUCUGCAUGGCUUUUGCCAACAGCUGCAUCAACCCUUUGGUGUACUGCUUCAUUGGGAACCAGUUCCAGGAGAAGCUCCAUCGCUUGUUUAAGCGGCGAGUUUACCAGUUCAACAGCCAACGAGAGAGCUCUUCUUUGAGGAAAGGGAGCUGCCUCCGAGACACUGAGACAGCAGUGGGCAGGGAGAGGGAGCCCGAGUCCUUGCUGUAGGCAUUGUGACAUGGGGC